Molecule: messenger RNA, 1455 nt
Organism: Lottia gigantea (owl limpet)
Lineage: Eukaryota; Metazoa; Mollusca; Gastropoda; Lottiidae
Exons: 6
Coding region: 94-810 (238 amino acids)
Source: RefSeq, a predicted model, not a curated record
CUUGUUGGAUACAUAAAGGCUAUCAGUUUUAUUCACUGUACAGCUGCAUAUCGAUCCAGUGUAUUAGGUAGCUAAUGUUGAAUUGGAACUAGCAUGGAUAUACUUACUUUCAUCCUGUUUUUAGUUGUGGCGUUAAUACCAAUUUUCUGUUAUGAUCUGGAUUUUGAUUAUUUUGUAACUCACAACUCCAGUGUAACAUGGAAUUUGAAGUCGUUAAUGUCAGAAGAUUUGAAAAACAUUAUAGUGAUAAAUGUAGAUAAACGGGGUUAUAGAACAAAAAUUGGAAAUUACUCCGUGAACGAUGACACGUGGAAAGGAAAAGAGGAUGUACGCAUCUCGAAUAGAACAAUUAUAAUUCCAGCAUUUAGUAAAGAAAUGGAAGCUGUGUAUGAACUCGAGAUGAGUUUUCACACCAAGCUUAAUGUUAAAAUAAAAUAUUUUAGACUAACUUCUAUCUAUGACCCACAUUUAUGCUGUAAUGGUAGAAAGAGUAUGAAGUGGACGUACUCAACUCUAUUUGACAGGAAAUUAAACUCAAACUUAACAAACUGUACAAUAAAGAUUGAAAAAGUUAAAUGUACUGGUGAUUUUGAGUUUGGAUAUUUAGAUGUAAAUGGAACUAAUUGUACACCAUUGAACAUUAUACAUAAAAACUGUAAUUCUGAAGAUGCCUCAGAUGAUGGAAAAGGGGGCGUUAAGAGAACAGCAGAAAAGACUGUUCAUAACAGCAGGAGUGGUGUUGAUGCGCGCUAUUUUUGUCUUUUGACACAAAUUCCCUUUUUAGUUUUAUUUUUUUUAUUUAUGUAUUAAUGGCGGGUGCCGCUAGCGGGGUAAGUUUCGCUAGCGGUGCAGGGCAUGCUCACUCUUCCAGAACACAAAGUAACACUCUGCAAUCGGGUCUAACAACUCUUGAGUCUACGUCCAACUACUCCACUAAAAUUGUGGCAGGUGUCGAUGCAGGGUACGCUCACCUUUCCGGAACACCUGAUGCCACUCCGCGAUUGGGUUUGUCAACUCGUCAUCCCUUUUGGAGAGUCCACAUAGCUAUUGUGUUUAUUACACACCAGACGUGACCCUUGUUAGUAGACAAGAUUGUCCCCGAGGUUUUGAUUCAACUUUUAAGCUUAUGAUUCCAAGGUAUGAAAUAAUGCUCAAACUUGAAUAAAACACAGAGUUGUAAUGGAGUGAUUUUGCCAAAUUGCUGUUUUGCGUAAAUUUGCUGUAUCUUCAGCUUUUUCUCUUUGCAAUAUUGAAAUCAUCAUCAUGUUUUUUCUUCUAACCAAGUUGUCAAUAAUUCAAGUUAGUUCAAACUAAAGUAUAAAUUUAUCUAAAUCUACCGUAUUCUGACCACUUUCUUCUGAAAAAAUUGUCUUAUUGAUUUUCUACAAAUUUUGAUCAGAUUUGUCAAUCCAAAGCAAUUUGAUAAUUUAACAAAAGAUUUCACCAGAUAAAUUC